AUGGCUCCGAGCUUAAGCAAAAAUGCGACCAUAGACGCAUUGGAUCUGGUCGAGGGCAAUUUACGCUUGUCCGUAACCUUAAAAGGAUCAAACUUUCUUGCUAAUGGCCACCCGUUUCUCACCCAAGUCCCAGCUAACAUAAGAGCCACUCUCGAUGCUAAGAACCCCGCGGGUUGCUUCGUGGGAUUCGACGCUGACGAGCCCAAAAGUAGACACAUGGCAUCCAUAGGGAAACUCAUAGGCAUAAGGUUCAUGAGCCUAUUCAGGUUCAAGGUGUGGUGGACCACUCACUGGGUGGGAAGCAACGGACACGAGGUGGAGCACGAAACCCAAUUGAUGCUACUCGACAAAAACGACUCCUUGGGACGCCCCUACGUUUUGCUACUGCCAAUACUCGAAGGCUCCUUCCGAGCCUGUCUCCAACCCGGUUCGGAUGACUACGUGGACGUGUGUGUGGAGAGCGGUUCGACACGUGUCAGUGGGUCCAGCUUCAGGAGCUGUUUGUACAUACACGUUGGCGAUGACCCUUACCGGUUGGUUAAAGAGGCUAUGAAAGUGGUUAGAAUCCACUUAGGGACUUUCAAGCUUCUGGAGGAGAAAAACCCACCCAAUAUUGUAGACAAGUUUGGUUGGUGCACGUGGGAUGCAUUUUACUUGAAGGUGAAUCCCAAAGGGGUGUGGGAAGGGGUGAAGGGUCUGGUGGAGGGUGGGUGCCCCCCAGGGUUGGUCCUCAUCGAUGAUGGGUGGCAAUCCAUCUGUCACGACGAGGACCCAAUCACGGACCAAGAGGGUAUGAACCGAACCUCUGCGGGGGAGCAAAUGCCGUGUAGGCUCAUCAAGUUUGAGGAAAAUUACAAAUUUAGGGAGUAUUGUGGUGGAAAGGACUCUAAGAAGGGUAUGGGUGCGUUUGUCAGGGAUUUGAAGGAGCAGUUUAGGAGCGUGGAGAAUGUGUAUGUUUGGCACGCGCUUUGUGGUUAUUGAGGUGGGAUCAGGCCUAAAGUGCAGGGCAUGCCCGAGGCUAAGGUUGUUGCUCCGAAGCUGUCGCAGGGGCUGAAGAUGACAAUGGAGGAUUUGGCUGUGGAUAAAAUCGUGAACAACGGUGUGGGUUUGGUGCCACCUCACCUUGCUCAUCUAUUGUACCAGGGGCUUCACUCGCAUUUGGAAUCCGCGGGAAUUGAUGGUGUCAAGGUUGACGUUAUACAUUUGCUUGAAAUGCUAUCAGAGGAAUAUGAUGGCCGUGUUGAGCUGGCCAAAGCUUAUUACAAAGCACUCACCGCUUCGGUGAAGAAGCAUUUCAAAGGCAACGGCGUAAUUGCCAGCAUGGAGCAUUGCAAUGACUUCUUUCUCCUUGGCACAGAAGCCAUAUCCCUUGGGCGCGUAGGAGAUGAUUUUUGGUGCACUGAUCCUUCUGGAGACCCGAACGGUACAUAUUGGCUCCAAGGAUGUCACAUGGUGCACUGUGCCUACAACAGUUUGUGGAUGGGGAAUUUUAUUCAACCAGAUUGGGACAUGUUCCAGUCCACUCAUCCUUGUGCCGAAUUCCACGCCGCUUCUAGGGCCAUUUCUGGGGGACCCGUUUACGUUAGCGAUUGCGUGGGAAAGCACAACUUCAACUUGCUCAAGAGCCUCGUUUUGCCUGAUGGCUCCAUUUUGCGUUGUCAACAAUAUGCACUUCCUACUCGAGACUGCUUAUUUGAAGACCCAUUACAUGACGGCAAAACAAUGCUCAAAAUUUGGAACCUCAAUAAAUAUACAGGUGUUUUGGGUCUAUUUAAUUGCCAAGGAGGUGGGUGGUGCCGUGUGACUAGGCGAAACAAGUGUGCCUCUGAAUUUUCACACACCGUGACAUGCUUUGCGAGUCCUAAAGAUAUUGAAUGGAAGAACGGGAAACGGCCAAUGUGCAUCAAAGGGGUGGAUGUAUUUGCUGUGUAUUUGUUCAAAGCUAACGAGCUGAAGCUCAUGAAGUCAUCAGACGAAUUAGAAAUUUCACUCGAGCCAUUUAGUUUUGAGUUAUUUACAGUGUCUCCAGUGAUAAUGUUAUCAAAAAGGUUAAUUCAAUUUGCUCCAAUUGGAUUAGUGAACAUGCUUAAUUCUGGUGGUGCCAUUCAGUCCUUGCAAUUUGACGACCACACAAAUCUAGUCAAAAUUAGGGUAAGGGGUUGUGGGCAGAUGAGGGUGUUCGCUUCAGAGAAGCCAGUAAGUUGCAAAAUAGAUGGGGUAGUCGUGAAAUUUGAUUAUGAGGACAAGAUGGUGAGAGUCCAAGUUCCCUGGCCUAGUUCUUCAAAAUUGUCAAUGGUUGAAUUUCUGUUUUGA
Molecule: messenger RNA, 2313 nt
Organism: Abrus precatorius (Indian licorice)
Lineage: Eukaryota; Viridiplantae; Streptophyta; Magnoliopsida; Fabales; Fabaceae
Product: galactinol--sucrose galactosyltransferase-like
Exons: 4
Molecular function (GO): galactinol-sucrose galactosyltransferase activity
Source: RefSeq, a predicted model, not a curated record